AUGGGGACACUGACAGUGAAAACACCUAGAUACGACGUGAUAUCUAGAGAACGUAAUACGUACUACGUGCUAGCUAUAGUAUCAUCACUAACUGGAUCGUGCCCGUCAAACAACGAAUUCAACCAAAUCAUCAACAGUCCGUACAAUUUCGCAUGCAUAUAUUGUAUCAAUGGUGGCUGCGGGUCUUCUGUUCUCAUGGAUGUUAAAUCCCCAGCAUCUGAUGCGUGUACUGCUAGUUUAAGAAUUGUUACUACACCACAGUUGGUAACAAUGUCAAAUAGGUGCCCGGCAGUGAUCACAUUCAUGAUCGCUUCUGAGAAUACAGACAUGUCUACGACCACAAUUGUUGAUAAUACUAUACUCGACAUCAACGCCGAAAUGGGUUUCGUUGAAAAACACCCUAAAACUACAGAUGCUCCUACAACUGAAAAAGUCGAAGUGCAAACUACACCCAAAGUUGUAGAAGAGCCAACUACACCCAAAGUUGUAGAAGAGCCAACUACACCCAAAGUUGUAGAAGAGCCAACUACACCCAAAGUUGUAGAAGAGCCAACUACACCCAAAGUUGUAGAAGAGCCAACUACAUCCAAAGUUGUAGAAGAGCCAACUACACCCAAAGUUGUAGAAGUUAAAGAAGUGCCAACUACACCCGAAGUUGUAGAGGAGAUUGUUACAGUGGCUAAUGUCGAUGAUCAACCCACUGUAGCACCUAAAACUGUUACAGUAGUUAAAGAUAAUGAUACCGUAGCAAACGCUACAGACGCAGAGAAAGUUAAUGAAUCUACGACACCACUUCUCAACGCAACUCAAGACUCACACGCUGAAGCUAUUGAAACACCAAUUGUAACCGAGACAGUUGUACCAGAAACAGUUGCUCCAGAAACAGUUGCUCCAGAAACAAUCUCGCCAGAACCGCUUGCGCCAGAACCGCUUGCGCCAGAACCAAUUGACACAGAAGAGAGUACCAUAAACCCCAAGUUCAGACGUUAA
Molecule: messenger RNA, 990 nt
Organism: Ostrea edulis (European flat oyster)
Lineage: Eukaryota; Metazoa; Mollusca; Bivalvia; Ostreida; Ostreidae
Product: integumentary mucin A.1-like
Exons: 1
Coding region: 1-990 (329 amino acids)
Source: RefSeq, a predicted model, not a curated record